AUGGGUUCUCGGUGGCGGCAGCUGCUGCAGCUGCGUCGGGGGCUUCGCGCCGUCUUCCCUUCUCCGCCUCCUCGUUGCCCGGUGCCUGGCCCUGUCAGGUUUUUGCACGCCAGCGUUGUCAGCUACCGCUUCCUGGGGUCGGGCGAUGGGCCCACUGGGGGAAGGCAGGAUAAGGGAGGCGGUAGAUGGGGGACAGGAGACGGCGAGGAGGAGGAGGAGGACGAGGAGGAAGAAGAGGAGGAGCUUGAGGUCGAGGAGGACGAGCUGCAGGAGUCGGCGUUGCCCCCUCUGCCACUUGGGGGGCAGAAAGUGUUUGUGGUGCAUCCAGCUGUGAAGUGGGGCCCUGGCAAGGCUCGGCUAACCACAGCUGAACUUCAACUAGCUGAAGCUGUUGCACUCAUAAACACCAUUCAAGAUUGGACAGUGUUAGAUAAAAUGAUUCUUCCUACGAAAAACGCCGACAAGCUUUUUAUCUUUGGUAAAGGGAAUUUCCAGCUUCUAACUGACAAGAUUAAAGAAUUCCCACAUGUAUCAGCAGUCUUUGUGAAUGUAGAAAGACUCUCUCUUCGCACUAAGAAAGAAUUCGAAGAAGCCUGGGGAGUGGAGGUUUUUGACAGAUACUCAGUUGUUCUUCAUAUUUUUCGCCGCAAUGCUCGGACUAAGGCAGCAAAACUUCAGAUAGCAUUGGCUGAAAUACCAAUUCUAAGGACCAAUGUGAGAAAUGAGGUUGCUCAGAUGGAUCAACAGAGAGGUGGAUCAAGAUAUAUUAUGGGUUCAGGUGAAACAUUCAUGGAAAUGCAACUUCGCCUCUUAAAAGAAAAGGAAUUUAAAAUUCGAAGGGCCCUAGAGAAGCUCAGAAAAAAAAGAUCCUUACUUAGAAAACAGCGGAAGAAGCGCGAAUUUCCUAUUAUUUCAGUAAUGGGCUACACUAAUUGUGGGAAAACGACUCUGAUCAAGGCCCUUACUGGAGAUUCAGGAUUAGAGCCUCAAGAUCGACUGUUUGCCACAUUGGACAUUACAGCUCAUGCUGGCUGUCUGCCAUCACGCCUCACUGUUCUUUAUGUUGAUACGAUUGGAUUUCUCACUCAGUUGCCCCAUGACCUUAUUGAAUCGUUUUCAGCUACGCUAGAAGACGUAGCCUGCUCGGAUUUAAUUGUCCACGUGAGGGAUAUUAGCCAUCCAGAAACCCACCUCCAGAAGGAAAGUGUGUUGUCAGUUCUCAGGAACCUCAAUCUUCCCAGCCAGUUAAUGGAGUCAAUUAUCGAAGUUCACAACAAAGUGGAUUUGGUAGAUAGUUAUUCUACUGAACCAAAUACCAUAGCCACUUCUGCUCUCUUGGGCUAUGGAUUAGACCCCUUGAAAGAGGAAAUUGAGAGGACAGUUUUGAAAAUAACUGGGAAGGACUCUCUGACGAUACAAGUUGAUUUAUCUGGACCUCAGCUCAGUUGGCUUUACAAAGAAGCAACGGUGCAAGAGAUAGAUGUUAAUCCUGAAGAUGGCACAGCCAGCGUGAAGGUGAUUAUAAGCAACUCUGCCUUGGGCAGGCACAAAAGACUGUUUCCCCGGUCACGUUGUUCUUCUGUGGGAAAGAAGAAUCCUGGCUUAAAAGAAGAACAUUUUUAA
This is a messenger RNA of Euleptes europaea (tarantolino), 1623 nucleotides long. RefSeq names its product GTP binding protein 6 (putative) (gene GTPBP6). Bases 1 to 1623 code for a protein of 540 amino acids. The transcript is spliced from 10 exons. Gene Ontology annotation, molecular function: ribosome binding; GTP binding. The record is from RefSeq and is a predicted model, not a curated record. Lineage: Eukaryota; Metazoa; Chordata; Lepidosauria; Squamata; Sphaerodactylidae. Gene Ontology annotation, cellular component: cytoplasm.